UCAAGUUUCUCAUCUUCAUCCUUCUUUUCACACACACACACACACACAUACCCAUUUGUUUUAUAUAUUUAUCAUAAAAAGAAAACUCAUGAAUUAAUGAUCUUCAAUUUAAAACUAUGCAUUUGUUGUUUCCACUUCAAACCACAUGAAAUCAUGAAAAUUCAUCAUCACCUCCUCAUCUCUCUCCUUUUUCUUCUUCUUCCCCUAUGCUCCUCCCAAGAAAACACCAGAAGCUUGGCCAUUGACGUCAAUGGUUUACUCGAAAGUUCUCCAAUCUCCGAGAAACUAAAUCCAAAGGUUGUUUACGAAAUUAAAGUGCAUGGCUUUAUGCUUUGGACAUCGAUGGGUGUUUUAAUGCCAAUUGGUAUAAUCUCCAUCAGAUUAAUGUCUACCAAAGACCAACCUUUAAUCACUCGUCGGCGACUCUUCUUUCUUCAUGUCACUUCUCAGAUGGUUGCACUGACACUUGUGACAAUAGGGGCGAUACUGUCAAUCAAAAACUUCAACAAUUCCUUUAAUAAUCAUCACCAAAGGCUAGGAAUUGGACUUUAUGCUCUUGUAUGGGUCCAAGCUCUUCUUGGCUUCCUCCGGCCUCCACGGGGAGGAAAGACUAGAAGGAAUUGGUUUGUAGGACAUUGGAUAUUAGGAACAUCAGUGGCUAUACUUGGGAUCAUAAACAUAUACACAGGCUUAUACGCUUACACUCAAAAGACAUCAAAAAGUGUUAAGCUUUGGACCAUACUCUUCACGGCACAACUGUCUUCUAUUGUCUUGUUCUAUCUUUUUCAAGACAAGUGGUCUUAUAUCCAAAGCCAAACUACUCUGAAUAGAAACCAAUCCGUUGAUCAUAACAGCAACAUCUCAACCACAGAGACUAGCCACGGAGACCAGGUCGAAGAUACUAAACCGGCCUUAGAGAAAUGCUGAAAGCCAUUGAGAGAUUGUUUUUUGAAGGGAAUUUGAAUUGAUAUACGCGGUGGUAAAAUAUUUGACUUACUUUCGAGUAUUUUUGUUAUUUUCAAGUGAAUCAUGCUGAUGAUGAUAGGGUGUGAAAAGGUGUAAACUAAUCUAAACCAAAGAGAUGUGUUUUUUUUUUUCAGUUAGUUUGACUGCAUUUGUAUCAUGAAGGAGAAGCAAU
Messenger RNA from Eutrema salsugineum, 1138 nucleotides. Its product is annotated as cytochrome b561 domain-containing protein At2g30890. The transcript has 4 exons. The record is from RefSeq and is a predicted model, not a curated record. Bases 97 to 927 code for a protein of 276 amino acids. Gene Ontology annotation, molecular function: transmembrane monodehydroascorbate reductase activity. Lineage: Eukaryota; Viridiplantae; Streptophyta; Magnoliopsida; Brassicales; Brassicaceae.